UCCAUGGCGAUCUCAGCUGAAGAAAGCGAAGCCCAAGCUAAUAUACCUGUGCGACGAACUGAAAGCUUUCCUUAUCUAGCGAUCAAUGUCUCUAUUUCUGAUGGAACAGCAAAGUCUACAUUAGAUUAUCAGGAUUUUAAUCCCCUUUUGGUAACAUUUUCACCUGGACAAUCUACAGUUGAUGCUAUAAUUCCACUUGUGGAAGAUGAUAUUUACGAGUCUGGCGGCGAUGAGUCUUUUACUGUAGAAGUAUUGGAUAGCUUUGCCAACGUACACGUCGAGAAUAUCACACAAACAGUUGUAACGAUCAAAGAUGAUGAUGAUGGUUUGUAUAGUAAUGGGAAAGAAGGGUGGUGUAGUGUUAGGUCACUUGCCUGUGACCGGGUCGGUGUCCACUGGCAGAACGAAGCUUGGGAUUGGACAAAGUAACAAAAACAAAGAAAGCAUGGAUUAUGGUGAAAAAUGUGUAUUGUUCUACAUGUGCGUUGCGUUCUUUGUAUUAUCUCACCAUUCAUUGUUUGUUCAUCCACUCCCAGGCUUUGUUCUGCCGGUUGUGGA
This is a messenger RNA of Actinia tenebrosa (Australian red waratah sea anemone), 558 nucleotides long. RefSeq lists its product as uncharacterized. The record is from RefSeq and is a predicted model, not a curated record. Gene Ontology annotation, molecular function: calcium:sodium antiporter activity. Gene Ontology annotation, biological process: calcium ion import across plasma membrane; sodium ion transmembrane transport; cell communication. NCBI's taxonomy places the organism in Eukaryota, Metazoa, Cnidaria, Anthozoa, Actiniaria, Actiniidae. Gene Ontology annotation, cellular component: postsynapse; sarcolemma; axon.